ACCCCAACACAUUCUCGCGGUUCGGACACCCCCACACACCUUUUAUUUCCUUCCCUGAAGAAGCUACUACCCUGAUCGGGGUCACUAGGUCAUAACAAUGGCGUCGCACCUGCCAAGCGAUUUUUACCUGACCAAUAACCCAGUUCGACCCCUCGCAUCUCGCAGUCCAUUCGUCGUUCGGCUCUGACGCGGGAGAGUGUUUUUCUGUAGCUUUUCAUUUCUGGAUUAUGUGAUGACCAUGUCAGGUGUUCUCUGUAGAUCGCGGUUAAACAUGCGAAUGUUGUGCAUACUCUUCGGCUUGUUGGCCGGCUCUCUGGCCAGCACGUGGGCCCACCCCACCACGACAACUUCGGAAAACUGGAAGGAAACAACAACGAUUGAAGGUGCGAAGAAUUUUACGGAGGAUUUUAUAACGGCAGAUAGCACUCUAACAACAGAAAGCACACGGAGCCCAAAAAGCGAAACUGAGGCUGAAGCAUACUUUCAUUCUUUUAAUCUCCAAACUACUGCACCUAAAAGACAGUGCGGCCGAAGAUUUGCAAGGAAUGCCAGGAUUGUUGGAGGAGCAGAUACCUAUGACGGAGAAUUCCCUUGGGCGGUGUCUGUCAGACUGUUGACCACUCACUAUUGUGGAGGUGCCGUAAUAAACGAAUACUGGGUUUUGACUGCUGCUCAUUGUGUGAAAAGAUACAGUGCUCGUUACUUCCGUGUGCGUAUGGCCGAGGACGACAUCAGCGUGGAUAGAUUUCGACCAGACAUUGACAUCCAUGUAGCCGAGGUCUCAAUCCACCCGGAUUUUGGACGUCCCCGGCGCUAUAGUAAUGACUUGGCUCUUCUGAAGCUGAAGAGGCCUCUGGUCUUCGACGCCUACACGCAGCCCAUCUGUUUACCAGACCCAGACCAGGACCUCGAAGGCAGAAAUGCAACUGCUGUUGGAUGGGGAUGGAUGAACGAAAUUGAAAAUGCGAAAGCCAAACGUUUGCAGAAGGUUCAAGUUCCAAUCCUAAACAACACCAUCUGCGAGAAGUGGUAUGCAGAAGUUUACAGCAGCUACGUUAGAAUAUAUAAUUACCAAAUAUGCGCUGGAUACAAGGAGGGUGGAAAAGACGCUUGCCAGGGUGAUAGUGGAGGCCCUUUAGUCAUGAAAGAUGGCGACCAUUUUAGCAUUAUUGGUGUUGUGUCUGCUGGUGUUGGAUGUGCAAGAGAGCAUUUACCUGGUAUAUACUCCAGAGUCUCCGUUUUUGUGCCCUGGAUUCAGAAAGUCACUGGUGUCAGUUACUGAAAUUUGAGACAAAGAAGCUUACAUUUCAUGUUACUGAAGACCAAAACAUUUUUUGUAUUAGACUGUUAAAACUGUGGCGUCCAAUACUCCAUGACGAGCUAACUGUUAUUCCAUGUAAGAAUUGAUUGUUUUGAAAGGUACUCGAUAUGCUUCAAGAAGGAAUGUGGUUUGCCUUACCAAAGAAAAAUGAAAACUCAUCACAGUUAGAAAAUAUUCGAUUAGUUUUAUUUCUGUUUUUUAAAAAAAUAUACGAAAUGAUAUAAAAGUCCCAGCAAGAGAAAAAAAUUCGUAUUACAGAAAGACAAUUUACAUCUUUUAUAUGAUUGGUUUAUAUCGAUUGUAAUAUUAUGAAAAACUUUUUCUGAUUCCUUAACAAAUUCAAAUUUGCAGACUGCAUUCAUCUGGUUUACAAAGAAAUUUGCACCCGCUAUUAAUAAUUAUUGCUAACAGUUCGAAAUAACGAUCAGAUACUUGUUGAAAUAAGACAUUAAAAAAAAUAGAAUAUAAUUGUAUUUCAGUGCAGUGUAUAUUAUCAAGUUAUUCUGUUUGAUAUUCAGGUGCUACAGAUAUAUACAUUUAAGAAAAGUACUUACAAUUUACAUUGUUUUUUUAAAAGUGUUUUUACAUGUAUAAUGCUGUUAUUAGCAGUUUUUAAUGUUUGGUGCUUGUUAAUGUUUUAUUUAUGCUUUUAAUUUACUUGAUAAGUGUAGAAUAUUUAUUGAGCCUGCACCUCGAUGUCUUUUAGUAUUGCAAAGAUCUCGAUUAAAACUAGUGUUAAGUUAAUUUUGAGUAAUAUCUUGUAUGUUAAUGUCUGCUGUAAUUGA
Molecule: messenger RNA, 2106 nt
Organism: Argiope bruennichi
Lineage: Eukaryota; Metazoa; Arthropoda; Arachnida; Araneae; Araneidae
Product: serine protease 33-like
Exons: 7
Coding region: 233-1282 (349 amino acids)
Biological process (GO): proteolysis
Molecular function (GO): serine-type endopeptidase activity
Source: RefSeq, a predicted model, not a curated record